AUGUCGCGCAUCGUUAAUGUUCAGGACGAAAAAUCUGAUGACAAAACUAAAAAACGUGUGUCCCGUAACCGUAAGACUGUUCCAAAAAACGCAAAAAAGAGUUCUGAUGUAAUUGAACAUAUUGAUGACAGUGAAAUCAAUGAAAAUAAUGAAAAUAAUGGAAUAGACGAAAAUUCCAAAUCAGACAAAACUAAAAAAAAAGUCACAAAAACUAAGGUAAAACCAAAGACUACGAAGAAAAAUGCCCAAAAAGAGAAAAUAACCCAAUUAGAAAGUGAAAACAACACAUUGCAAAAAACCGAGUCUGAAUCUGAAUCUGAAUCUGAAAAGGAAAAAGUAAAAGUUGCAAUUACGGAAAACAAUGAUGACAAUAAUAACAAUAAAAGUGACGAAACUGGGAGUGAAAGUGAAAGUGAAAGUGAUAGUGAGAGUGAGAGUGAGAGUGAGAGUGAGAGUGAGAGAGGUAAGAGUAAGAGUGGGAGUGAGAGUGAAAGUGAAAAUGAAAGUGAAAACGAUGUUGCUAAAUGCGGUAACAGCGGUGGAGACGAAACAGUUGAAAGUGUUAAAGGCAAUAAUAAGGAAAAUUCGUCUAAUUCAACUAUAACAAAUGCGAAUACUCGUGCUAAAACCGUAAAAUCAUUUCGUCCUUUUGGAAAGACUUACCAUCAUAACCACAAAAGUGAUGACAAUAACAGUAUCAAUGAAUAUAGUACAUGUGAUACAAAAAAUCCUCGCAGGCAUCGUACUUCUCUUGGAUUUGACUAUCAGGAGUGUAUUGAACAAAAUGGCAUCCGUAAAUUAAAAGAUUGUAAUACUGAAACUAUUUUAAAAUAUCUGAUUGCAUCAACUCAUUUUGAAGGUCAUGAAAAAAAAGACUUAUGUGGUGUUUUUAAAAAUACAUUGACAGGUAUAAAAGGAGAAACUAAACUCCCGUUCUUAACUAUUAGGGGCAGAGAUCAAAAUCAAAAUCAAAAUCAAAAUCAAAGGCGAAAUCACAGAUACAGUAAAAGGGAUGACCAAAGACGUGACGCGGAAAAUGGCCAAAGGGGUGACCGAAGGGGUGGCGAUGGCACAAGAUAUGAUCAAAGAUAUGACCAAAGGGACGACCAAUUUGAUAGUCAAAGAGAUAAUCAAAAUUAUGACCAAAGAGAUGGUGCAAUAAGUAGACAUGACAAUCAUCCAAUUGACGAAUUCAACGAUGAUAGCUAUAGAAACAACGAAUAUCAAAGAAAUAGUUCUAACAAUUAUUCUAGAAACGGGCAUAAUGGUUAUGUUAGGCACGGUCCAAGGAAUAAUCCGAGAGGACGUUCAAAAGACCGUCAAAGAAAUAAUUCAAUAGAUCUGCAACGAAAUAGUUCAAGAGAUUACCGACGAAACGAUUCAAGAGAUUGUUAUAGAAACAACUCAAGAAAUCGCUAUAGAAAUAGUUCAAGAGAUCGCCAUAGAAAUAGUUCAAUAGAUCGUCAAAGAUAUGGUGCUGGUGUUGGUUCUGGUGUUGGUGCUGGUUCUUCUGGUUCUGGUGUUGGUGCUGCUGGUAAUAGAUCAAGAUAUGACAAAAAUGACGACUCGUUUGACGGUACAAGGAACGAAUCGGUCGCUAAAUCAGUUAAUUGUCCUGAAAAUAAAUCGAAAUCUGACCAAUAUUAG
This is a messenger RNA of Hydra vulgaris (swiftwater hydra), 1647 nucleotides long. The record is from RefSeq and is a predicted model, not a curated record. NCBI's taxonomy places the organism in Eukaryota, Metazoa, Cnidaria, Hydrozoa, Anthoathecata, Hydridae.